CUCAAUCUCUAAACUGUCAUUCUCAGCCGAUCUAAUACGUAUGCAAUUUCUUUCUUUCGAGACCCUCAAGGACUCGGUCUCUCAGUGGAGUCGCUCUCGCUCAUCAAAGGAGAGUAACACAAAGGUGAAGGCAUCUCAUUCAUCCGCCGAAGAUGGAGGGUACCGGCGAAUCCAACGACAUGGUCAUGGCUAGAGUUUGACGAACUAGAUUGAAUCGUCAGGAAUAGAGCUGAUACGAACCUAGAAAUCUCUCUCUCGGUUGCUCUAUAAUGGGUCAUCAAGGGAACUCAUUUGCCCUUUUGUUGGACGAGGAAGGCGACGAUGUCACAACUCUUGUCGCCAAUGUUGCGGCGAAGGUCGCAUCUUCUCCCCCUGUGGAGAAGCAGCAACAGCAACAGCAACCGCAGCUGAAGAACCAGCAGUCUGAUUCUGCUUCUUCGGGUAAAGGGACCGAAUUCGUGAGAGCGGAGAGAGGAAGAGGAAGAGGUGGCCGUGGACGUGGGUCAGGAAGGGAUGGUGGUGGGCAGUUUGGAAACGGCCGUGCCAAUGGUUACCAGCGCAACUAUGGGGAUUCUAAUGGGUUCGCUGCCGAUGAUACCAUGCGAGGACGUGGUAGGGGAAGAGGUGGGCGUGGCCGUGGAAGAGGUGUAUUCAAUGAGGAUCGUGGGUUUGGGAAUGAAGGUCAGCAAGGCUUUGGUGGCGGUGAAAUUCAAGGUCAGGAUGGUGGUGCUGGUGAUGGUUGGGAAGAGGCAGGUGGCUCUCAGGGUAGGCCCUUUAGAAACGAAGACAGGGAGUUCAGGAAAGAUUACCGUAAUGGGGAUAGUGAGAGAAGGGGCUACGGUGGUGAGAGGGGGCGAUAUUAUGGUGAUCGGGAUGGGGGGAGGUAUAGUAGGGGCGAAGGACAGAACGGUUCUGAGAAGAAGGAGGAGGAACAGUUCGAUUCCAAAGAUCAAACUGGAAACAAUGGCAAUAGCAUCAAUGAUGGUGAAGGGGGUGCUCCUGAAAACACUGAAGUGCCAAAAGAUGUAGAGCCUGAGCAAGGGAAGUCUGAACAAGUGGCUUCUCAAGACAUGGCAGACAAAAAGCCUCCAGAGGAAGAAGAGGAUAAUAAAAUGACCCUUGAUGAGUAUGAGAAACUAUUAUCUGAAAAAAGAAAAUCUUUGGAAGCAUUAAAGACUGAAGAAAGAAAGGUUACUCUUGACAAAGAUUUGGAGUUGAUGCAACUUGUUGAGAAAAAGAAAGAGGAAACCCUUUUCAGUAAGCUGAGAAGGAAGAGAUUGGAAGGCCCUCUGGAUAAUGUGAAAUCUGAAAAGGAAAAGCUUAAAAAGAAGGAUAGCCUUGAGAAGGAAGAGAAAGUUCGCAAGUCAUUGAACAUAACUGAGUUCCUGGCUGACAAAUAUGGGGGUACACCUGGUCGUUGCCGUGUACGGGGUCGUGGACGUGGUGCAUUUAGAGGAGGACGCCAAGGUAGUGAGGCUGCUUCUGCACCUCGCAUUGAGGAUCAUGGUCAGUUCCCUGUUUUGGGGGGUGCUGCCGUCAAGGCAUGAGUUUUUGCUAGGGUGAUUAGAGUUUUCCCUUAUUUUUUGGUCUCUUUUUCAUAUUGAUCUCUGACUAAGAUGGAUGUGGAUUUAGGUUGGUAAGAUUUAGGAAACACAAUUAAUAUUAUUUUGUUAUAAUGAAAUUCUGUCAGGUGUUUUUACAAUAUUUUUUUUGGUACACCUUAUGUUUCCCUCCAUGGAUUUUGAGCUUCCAGUUGCUCGGCUCUGUUUGUUUCAAUAUUAAAUUAUUUUCUUUUA
Molecule: messenger RNA, 1796 nt
Organism: Macadamia integrifolia
Lineage: Eukaryota; Viridiplantae; Streptophyta; Magnoliopsida; Proteales; Proteaceae
Product: RGG repeats nuclear RNA binding protein A-like
Exons: 7
Coding region: 270-1547 (425 amino acids)
Cellular component (GO): nucleus; cytoplasm
Molecular function (GO): RNA binding
Source: RefSeq, a predicted model, not a curated record